This is a messenger RNA of Maniola jurtina (meadow brown), 1094 nucleotides long. Its product is annotated as collagenase-like. Gene Ontology annotation, molecular function: serine-type endopeptidase activity. Gene Ontology annotation, biological process: proteolysis. The transcript is spliced from 5 exons. The coding region runs from base 168 to 1031 and encodes 287 amino acids. NCBI's taxonomy places the organism in Eukaryota, Metazoa, Arthropoda, Insecta, Lepidoptera, Nymphalidae. The record is from RefSeq and is a predicted model, not a curated record.
AGUCCUCCAAAAACACCAAAAUUGUUUUAUCAGAUUUUGAGACAAGGAUUUGAUUAAAUUACAGAUGUUUAUUAAAGAUUUGCCUUUAAUAUAGAUAAGAUAAAAUGUUAAAUAAUAUAUAAACUGGAGACACAGAAACUAAGUAGCAGACCACUCUAUCACCAACAAUGAAACUUCUGGUUGUUGUUAUCCUCGGUGUGGUGGCAGCGGUCGCGGCAGACGUGGGCUUCCCUCCAAUCUUCCAAGACUACCAUGAGGAAGUCGGAAUCCCCGCGGCCAAGCGCAUCUGGAUGAUGGAGCAGUCGAUUGAUUUCGACGGCUCCAGAAUUGUUGGUGGACAGCCAUCGCGGCUUGGAUCCCAACCUCAUUUGGGUGGUCUGCUGAUUACCCUGACAAAUAACAGACAGUCGGUCUGCGGCUCGUCUCUCCUGUCCAACACCAGGGCAGUGACGGCCGCUCACUGCUGGAGGCACGGCAUCAACCAGGCUCGUGAAUUCCUCGUCGUGCUGGGCUCUACCCUCCUCUUCUCCGGCGGCACCAGAGUCAGCACCAGCUCUGUGUCCACGCACGCCAACUACAACAUGCUCACUUUGAACAACGAUAUUGCUAUGAUCAUGCUGCCCCACGUUGCUUUGACCAACAACAUACAGCCAAUCGCCCUCGCUACCGGUAACGACCAAUACGUCGGAGCGUGGGCCGUCGCUGCGGGAUUCGGCGCUAAUGGUGACAACCGUCCCAUCACCCAAGGUCAAGCUAAGCACGAAGCGAGCCUGCAAAUCAUCACUAACGCCGUGUGCGCGCGCACCUACGGCACCGCCACUGUGGUCGACUCUACCAUCUGCACGGCCACCACCCACGGCCAGAGCACCUGCCCCGGAGACUCUGGCGGCCCUCUCGCCAUCGGCACUGGCAGCAGCCGCCUUCUGAUCGGUAUCACGUCGUUUGGACACCGCGACGGCUGCGAGCGUGGCCACCCUGGCGGCUUCGCGCGAGUCACCUCCUUCGCCCCCUGGAUCACUAGCAACCUCUGAAUUCAACUCAUUAAAAAUAAUAUUUAAGUAAUAUAAAUAAUAAAUAAAAUGAACUGAAAGAAA